This is a messenger RNA of Lithohypha guttulata, 858 nucleotides long. RefSeq lists its product as uncharacterized. The transcript has a single exon. The coding region runs from base 1 to 858 and encodes 285 amino acids. The record is from RefSeq and is a predicted model, not a curated record. Gene Ontology annotation, molecular function: oxidoreductase activity. NCBI's taxonomy places the organism in Eukaryota, Fungi, Ascomycota, Eurotiomycetes, Chaetothyriales, Trichomeriaceae.
AUGUCCCACCACCGCUCAGCCCCAAUCUGCCCCGGCGUCGCCUUCAUCACAGGCGGUGCCCGCGGUCUAGGUCUCGCAAUAGCCCAAUCCUUCGCCAAAGAGGGUGCUCGUGGCAUCGUGCUCUUCGACAUCCAGCCCGACGAUAUCAUGAACGCAGCAAAAGCCACCAUUGAGCAAUACAUGGUCGAGGGUGGGAAGUGCCUCACUUUUCGAGGAGACGUGACUGUAGAAGAAGACCUCGAAGCAGCCGUGGCACAGACUGUCGACGAAUUCGGACGCCUGGACUAUGCGGCGAACUUUGCUGGUGUGGUUGGACCACUAGCAGCGACGUGGGACGUUAAUACCAAGGAGUUUAAGAAGGUCAUUGACAUCAACUGUACUGAAGUGUGGUUGAGCAUGAAGGUGCAGCUGAAGCAUAUGCUUAAGCAGGACAGUAUAGACGGGAUUGAGCAGGGUAGAGUCGAGCAACGAGGAGCGAUCGUGAAUUGUGCAAGUGUGAAUAGCAUUCAAGGUGGUGCAGGGACGACGGGAUACACGGCGGCCAAGCACGCUGUCUUGGGAAUGACCAAGUCGGCUGCUCUGGAAGCGAGAGGUCAGGGCGUGCGCGUCAAUUGUGUUAGUCCUGGGUUUCUCCUGACGAAGUUGUUGGAACCUGCCUUCGUGCCAGCUGAAGGUCAGACAACGGCGCUGUUAACGGGAGACGCGUGGAAGCAGUAUGAGGAUCGGCAAGGACGGAAAGCGAGCUUUGAGGAAGUUGGAGAUGUGGUUGCAUUAUUGUGCAAUCCAAGAAUGAGUUUGGUGGUUGGCCAUAACCUUGUCAUUGACGGUGGAUUCACGAUAAAUGAGAAUCCUGCCUGA